Molecule: messenger RNA, 2137 nt
Organism: Salvia splendens (bonfire salvia)
Lineage: Eukaryota; Viridiplantae; Streptophyta; Magnoliopsida; Lamiales; Lamiaceae
Exons: 4
Coding region: 579-1196 (205 amino acids)
Source: RefSeq, a predicted model, not a curated record
CAUGGGCCGUCAUACACAUCACAAUUUCCUCCACUACCCUUUUGCAUUAUCUAAAAUUAAGACAUACCAAAUUGUUGCCAAAUUCUCCACGCCUGCUUCUUCUCUCUUCACUUGCAGCUAGGGUUCCUCAACACAUCCGAGACCAAAAUUGCCCUAGUAAUCCACAGAUCUAAACGACGAGGUCGGUCAAGGAGUCCGAAUCUGAAACUCCAUUGCUCAAGGUAUGGCGACGGUACUCUUUCUAUCUGCAUCUCAUUGUCAAUCUUUACGGUUAGAUUCACUCAAAGCUGGAAAACCUGAAUUGUGCUUGGGUACUUUUGGUUCUGUUCGAAAUCGAACCCCAAUGUGUAUUCCUCUUUUCGAAUCGGAAUUAGCCAAUUACCCAAUUGUCCAGAUUUGCUGAAUUGGGUUUUGGUUAGUAAAUUAGUAAAUUAGUCAAUUACAUCGUAAAUCAGAUGUCGUGCUCGUUUGUCAAAAAUACCCAAAUUGUUGUUCGAUUUACCUAUACAUUGUUAUUUCUGUAAACCGUUGUGUCGAGCAGCGUCCUACGCCGUCUGUGCAGUUAAUUUGGGAUUAUUAUGGCAAGUAGAAAGGCAGUUAACGAAAUGAUUAUUCAGAUUGCUUCUGAUAUCAUUCGGGACCAUCAGUUCGACAUCAUCUGCGUUAUCCUCAUCUACCUCCGAAGCAUUAGUCGGGGACGACGUUUCACUACUACCGCUAAUCGAUCCAGAUAUUCAUAUAUCCGGCGGAUACCUGAACAGGUUCAACGGCUGAACCGACUUACUGGUGUGACUGAUGUGGCUUGUAUUGAAAAUUUGAGAAUGGAUAGAAACGCCUUUGGGAGGCUGUGUAUUAUGCUUCAGCAGACUGGUGACGUUGUGGAUGGUCGGUAUGUCACCGUGGAGGAACAAGUAGCAAUUUUUCUAUCAAUUUUGGCGCAUCACAAGAAGGUUCGAGUAGUGAAGUUCGAGCAUUGGAGGUCAGGGUAUACUGUUUCCAAGUACGUUCAUGCUGUCUUGAGGGCUGUGAUUAAGCUUCAUCGUACAUUCUGGGUGGUGGCCGAUGCUGUGGGUGACGACUGUGAGGAUCACAGAUGGAAAUGGUUCAAGGGGUGCCUGGGAGCCCUUGAUGGCACGUACAUCAACGUGCAAGUUCCUAAUGCUGACAAGCCUCGCUACCGCUCACGAAAGGGUUAGAUUUGCACUAAUACCCUAGCCGCUUGUGAUCGUAGUAUGAGAUUCGUUUACGUUCUCGCCGGUUGGGAAGGCUCUGCCGGGGAUGCUCGUGUCCUAAAGGAUGCCGUUAAUCGUGAGUAUGGCUUCAAAGUUCCACGAGGAAAUUAUUAUCUUUGUGAUAAUGGGUAUGCAAAUUGUGAAGGAUUCCUAACACCCUAUAAAAGUGUCCGCUACCAUCUCAAAGAAUGGGGCCCGGCAAGUGGAGCCCCUCAGAAUCCACGUGAAAUCUUCAAUAUGAGACACACACGGGCUCGCAAUGUCAUCGAACGAGCAUUUGCCGUUUUGAAAAUGCGAUGGGGGAUACUUAGGAGUGCUUCUUACUACCCGGUGAAAACACAAACGCAGCUCAUUUUAGCAUGUUUUCUUCUACAUAACUACGCUAGAACAGCAAUGCCAGUGGAUCCCCUCGACGCCCUCGCCGGCGUAUAUGACGAAGACUUAGUCACGGGGGCGGACGACCCCAAUGUCCCUGGAGAGUAUAUAGACUCUGUGGAGCCCUCCAAUGCGUGGACACAAAUGCGAGACAACUUAGCGGGUUCUAUGUGGGAUGAGUAUGUAAAUCACCAUCUCUGAUUCGGACAAGCCACUCACGGGUAAACGACUUGUCACCAGAAGCUACUACUUCGUUGCCCCCUUUUGCGUAGCCGUCGAUAUUCCUUGUUUUCGUUAAUUACAACAUGGAAUUGUAAUAUUUGAACGCAUUAAUCGCGUCAUCGAUGACAAUUAUUAGUGUGGGAAGGCUGAACUUGAUUAGGUUGGGAAUGACUUUCUGGAUUUUGAUUUAUAUUAUGUUAAUGAUCAUCUACUAUGGUUAAAAUAGCCUUACCAAAUGCAAAGUAAAAAACGUUAAAUACCAAGCACCAUGGGAUUAAUAUAUGCAUAAUGCCAUGUUCCGAGACGGU